AUGGCCACCUUCUCCUCCCUCAACACCAUCACCCUGGCCCUUCUCGCCCUCAUUUUCGCCAUCGCCACCGUCCAAUCCGCCCCCACCCCCGUGGCAGAUCCUAAAGUCCCCGUCUUCUCCAUCUUCUCCAAAAACAACGAAAAAGGUGCCACGGCCACCGUCUCCAAGUACGGCUGUCACAACCACGGCCUCAAGGCCGUUGCCGGGGUCCACUACCGUAGUGGCCCUCAUGCCCAGAUCAAGUUCUAUUCUGGCAAGGACUGCAAGGGCAAGGUGACCCAUUCGAUGCCCAUUAACACUUACAAGUCGAUGGGCGGUCCUUACAACUCUCAGAGUGUUCUUGUCUUCAAGGGCACCGGUUCUUCCAUGCAGUAA
Messenger RNA from Linnemannia hyalina, 375 nucleotides. The record is from the annotation of a GenBank genome assembly. Lineage: Eukaryota; Fungi; Mortierellomycota; Mortierellomycetes; Mortierellales; Mortierellaceae.